Peronospora belbahrii is the source of this 4173-nucleotide messenger RNA. Lineage: Eukaryota; Oomycota; Peronosporomycetes; Peronosporales; Peronosporaceae. The record is from the annotation of a GenBank genome assembly.
AUGGUUUUCUUUACAAUCACUCGUGCUGCCUCUUUCUUAAGUCAAGGUAUUGUACGGAAUCUACUGAAUCGUACUGCCUUGUGUCUCUUUUUCUCGCUUGUGCUAUUUCAGACGUUACUAUGGCUUGAUAUUACCAACCCCAAGAUCUCACGACGUUCAAAACGGAUUUGGAUUACGUUUAUCCUGGCUAAUGGUGUGUUUUACAUUAUUGUCCUGGGGUUCUCUGUCCUGCAUGAAGCUGAAGUCAUUGAAGCUCGGCACACAGCAAAGACAAGACUUGAUCGUGCGACACUGUAUACAAGUGUCCUUCCAGUGCUUUUUAUAGCUGCUGGAAGCUUUAUAAGUUCCUUGGGACUUGUCUAUUCCACAUGGCAAAUGCGUUUUCGUGUUGAACGCGUGCUCAAGCCAUCAGGUGACGGAUUACGACGUCGAUUAGAAGAACGCGUUGAGAAGAAACUUAUACGUGCACUUCGGUUUACGGUGCUUGUCAUGGGCGUUUGUUCGGUGCUGCUAUUAUUCCGGACACUUAUUUACAUUCAACGACCAUUUUCCCAUCAAGGCUGUGGAAAUAUUCACAAUGCAGACGUGUGUAUCGUGUUAGGCUACGCCAUUCCGGAGAUUGUGCCAUGUGCACUCUUUUUGGUGCUUAUGUGGGAAGUAGAACCGACACUUGAAAUUCCAUCGAGACGAAGCUUGAGCUUUAACAACGGGAGAGUGACGUCCGAGACGACGCCAUUGCUGGAACAGGAAGUGAUGCUGCAACCACUACUGGUAGCAGCCAAGAAUUUGGUCAAUAAAGCUGGUAGUGUAACGAUGGUUCAAGGUGUAGUGCCGCCAAACUCGCCACUAGGUGGGUAUUUGACGGUCGGGAGACGACCGAGUCCGCUGUCACUGGGUCUUGGGAAUGGCGUACUGGAUCGUGCUAGACGGCAGUUGGAGUUUGUGGUACGACAUCAUUUGGGUGGCGGAAACAAAGAACAACAACUAAUCGACAAGAACGAUGUGACAAGCAGCGCGUUUGGCUCACCCGCCGAGUAUGAGGGACAUACAAAACAGCUAGCUAUCUACGACGAUAACUUUAGACGACCGAUUUCACCUACACCCUGCGCGUGGUUAUCGUUUCAGUGCUUUAAUUUGACGUUGCCAUCAAAGUCGUCGGUGAAGGCCUCAUCGUUUGUUGUGUUGCAUUUGAUGAAUGCUGAGACAGGCGCGGUGCUAGCUGAGAUUGGUCGAACCGAAAUCUCGCAUUCGGAAGACCCGUGUUUUCACAUGAUGCUGGCCGUAGAAAUGCGCCAGCAAGAUCUGCUUCGCGCCUCAGUGUACUCGGUCCGAAAUCCGAACUCGCUAGAAGACUUGAACAGCCAGUGGCUUGUUGGCGACCCGCUUGUGCCAGUAUCGUCAUUUAUGACGGAUGCAGUACCCGCUAUUGGACGUGCAUCUAUUUUCCCGUUGUACUCUCCCCUGUCUCGGACGCGAUCUUCAGGUGAGAUUGUUGUUCGCUGCGAAGCAGAGGUGAAAGGGUUACAAACAGGGAUGUCUGACGAUGGGCUUGAGCGCAUUACUCGGUCAUUUAUGUAUAUCGGGGUUGAAGACACCGAUACUGAGGAUGCUUUGCCUCACAAUGACUCGGCAUAUUCCGAGGUAGCUCAGCAGAUGAUCAAUCUUGCGUCUACGUCUCGACGCGGUCAAGGCAAAAUGCUGGUGGAAGAAGAGUUGAUUGAAAGUGUGUAUACGUGGGAGGUACCAUAUCAACUUCUUCAGUUGAUACUUUCGGAUUUGUUGGUGAAACUUGAUUCAUUGAAGCGCGAGGUUGCGCUUGUGGACGGCGAUGACAGCUGUACGUCGACUCCAUUAAGCCAGCUUUCGACUCCUGGUGUUGAUGGCUAUUCGUUGCCGACAGUGAUCCCUUCUUCUCCAAGAUUGCUUAGUGUUGUGGAAGAAAACGAAACCGAUCACACAUCUGAGAUGCGGGAGUCUCUUCAAUCGGACGCAUCUGGAAUGAGUGUCUCGUUCACCCUUGAGAAUCGAGUUAGACCAGCAAACAGUAUUGGAAUGCUCUCCGAGAUGAUUAUUCAGAUCCAAGAUGAUGUAAUUGAACGGAAAAAGCGGAAGUGGCGUCUGGAGCUUAUGAAAACCGUGGAGCAAUACAUUUCGGAGGUGGAGGACUCAAUUUUACGCUAUGGGGCCACUCAACACGCUGGCCUCACGUUUAAGCCAAGCACGAUGAAAGCAGACGCAGACCUACGCUUUUUGGCUUUAAAUCUUCAUCAACAAUUGAUAACGGUGGGCAAUGCAGCGCCAACAUCAGAAAAGGACGUACAAUUUGGUGACCCAACUAGCGCAGCACGCUAUGCUCGGCUUGUAAACUCAUUUAUUGGGACGCUAGUGUCGUCAUCGCCUUUACACUUAUCGGGAAAGUCGAGCAUGGGUGGGCCACAGGCCGACCUUGAUUCGGUGCAAUUCAUAGAUGAUGAUGAAAAUGACAUAGAAGAUAUCUUACCCUCGUCGCCUGAAGAGCCACCACUUGAACCUGUUGAAGCGCUACGUCGGCGUGUUAUCUCAUUUGAUUCUGCAGAGACUAUUGUCAACAAGGGAGCUUCAGGUCAAUGUGUAGCAGUUCCUUCUGAGCAGCGGAAGCUGGCUGAAACUAUCGUAGCGAUGGGAAUUACUGACGAAGAAAUCCAGAGCAUCUACGGGCUCGACAAAAAUGUUGGCGUAUCUGAUGCAAUGGAUAUUGUAGCUGCUAUAAUGUCAGGCUGCUCAGAUGAUGAAAUGAAGCAUGCAGUACCCAGCAAUGGAUGUUACUCGUCAUCGCAGGGCUCAAUGUGUGGCACAGAGACGCAAAGAGUGUCCAUGACGAUUGAUACGAGUGCUAGUGAACAUGCUCCGUUUUAUAAGCACCGGAUGUACGGCACCACGACGGUAGGGGCCUUUGCAGCGCAUGUAUACGGGUUUAAGAGCGGUGGUGUGCGUCAGAUGCGUGAAGAGCUAGAAAGAUUACAUACGCGUUUGGUGAAAGCAGCGGAGGCAAGUUCAGAUCUCACGAUGGAUGCGUUGGAGCGCAAGUACAACGAGCUGAAAUGGGAUGUUGAUCGUCGACUUGAGGUGGCGUUCUGUCAGGCCAUGAGUGCGCUAGUCACGUGUUUCCAGCAAACACUUUACGUGCACACGCACGACCAUCGUAAUUUUGGGCCUCAUCCGUUGAAGGCCUUCGGCGUCGAUUAUCUCGAAAUGCUAACGAGGGUUGGUUUUUUGUUCUCUGUAGAGAGCUUGCUGUCAACAUACGGGAAUGAAUUGGGAAUGCUAGGUGAUACAGAGGCAGCUGUGAAGGAGCUCAGACGGGUUCGCAUUAAGUUACGACCUGUGAAGUCUCCUCGUGCUGCGGCUUUCCGCGUCUCAAUUACUUCCGGGCCAUCAGGCAUCGUAGUCGAGCUUCCAAUCAUUACACGUCGUGCGAGUAAGUUUCCCGAUCGCAGUAUGCACCGAGUUCCAGGACAGGAUGCAGUAUUUGGGGCCAUUUAUCUGCCGCUGUCAACUCCAGAGCAGAGGACUCGCGCAAAGUUUUUAUUUCAAAAGCCCAUUCAAGUGGUGCCUGUAAUCUUUUCGCAAGGAAUGAAUGAAAUGCAGACAGUUGCAAACACUGUGGGAAAAGACUCACUGCAAAAAGAGAUAAAUGCUGAGAACGUUGUUGAGUUGGAGGCAUAUGUCAAUAGGUUUGCAAAUUGGGUCUCUAAGAAACAGCUUCGCGAUCAAACCUUGACUCCAAUCUACGACGCCGAAGAACUCGAUCGGACCCAGACGUCGUUGACAGCUCUCAAGUCCAACAUUCAACUUUCAGGGCGGUCCAAGCGUAUGGCAAUUUUGAGUUUAUCGUCAUCCAUUGCUCGUUCCGUUGGGGGUGGUCGUGUGACGAUGUGCAAAUCAGCCAAAGAUCGGACAUCCAUGUCGAUUACGCUCGAGGAAGCAAACCUGCUGGCACGCUCCCAUGGUCUUCUUGCUAACGAUGUUGAAGCAUUCACGAACUUGCUUCGGACCUAUGGUGUUCGUCGUGAGAAUGCGCGAAAGAACAUCGGUAAAGCGCAGUAUUGCUUCAGUGCGCUACAGAACUAUAUGCUGCCACAGGACUACCAGUGUCCGCCUGGCACAGGAGGUGGUAGUCGGGCGUAUUCGUAG